Acomys russatus (golden spiny mouse) is the source of this 570-nucleotide messenger RNA. RefSeq names its product death-associated protein 1-like. The record is from RefSeq and is a predicted model, not a curated record. The coding region runs from base 1 to 570 and encodes 189 amino acids. Gene Ontology annotation, biological process: apoptotic signaling pathway; negative regulation of autophagy; cellular response to amino acid starvation. NCBI's taxonomy places the organism in Eukaryota, Metazoa, Chordata, Mammalia, Rodentia, Muridae. Gene Ontology annotation, molecular function: death domain binding. The transcript is spliced from 2 exons.
AUGUCCAGAUACUUGUCAAAGAAUCAAAAUGACCAGAGUCCCCAGUUCAGGCACCAGCUGCAGACCUGUAUUAGUGAUGCUUCCCAGUGGCCUCUGAAUGCCCCUGAGAAGCUUGUUCAAUAUUGCCUUCACAUGGAUAGAUGGCUAGAUGGUUCCGCGGUUAAGAGCACUGGUUGGCUCACGCCUUCCCUCGCGAGGCCUCACACUCACACAGCUGCCCACCCGGCCACUGCCAUCACCCCUCAGAAAGCCAGCGGCGCAGUGUCUUCGCCUCCAGAAGGAAGGCUGGAGACCAAAGCUGGACACACGCCCACCGUGAAAGCUGGUGGAAUGCAGAUUGUACAAAAGCACCUACAUACUGGAGAAGGAGAGGAAGAGAAAGACAAAAAUGAGCAAGAAUGGGAAAGCACCAGGCCACCCAAACUAACGGUGUUUAUCUCUGGUGUCACUGCCCGGGGUGACAAAGACUUCCCGCCAGCAGCUGCACAGGUGGCCCACCAGCAGCCACAUGCCUCCAGAGACAAACACGUUUCUCCAAGAACGCAGCGUAUCCAACAGCCUCGCAAGUGA